Molecule: messenger RNA, 4053 nt
Organism: Otolemur garnettii (small-eared galago)
Lineage: Eukaryota; Metazoa; Chordata; Mammalia; Primates; Galagidae
Gene: AKAP1
Product: A-kinase anchoring protein 1
Exons: 12
Coding region: 88-3039 (983 amino acids)
Molecular function (GO): RNA binding
Source: RefSeq, a predicted model, not a curated record
CCGGGAGAGGCGGCGGCUGGGCAUGCUGUGGGCAGGGCCAGGUGUUCAGAAGGGCAAGGAGGUCCCCCAAGCCUGCGGGAGUCCCUUAUGUCCCUGCGGAAUUGGAGUUUAAUUGGUCGCUUCUGGAGCCUCGCCCAACUUCUGGGGCUCGUCCUGGGUUGCACCCUGUCGAAGGCCGGGCGGCGGAGGCAGCCCGGAGCAGGGAGGGAUAGGAGAGGAAAAGUGCUGCUGGUGGUGAGCGGUGUAGUAGCGACUCCGGACGGCGUGGAAACUCUGGGCGUUCUGGGAUCUCCUUUCCUGGGGAGACGUCCAGGUUGGCGGACGCGCUUUCCUGCUCCUCUGCGGCGAUUAACCCAAACCCGGUGGACUUCGCUCCAGGUAUCGUUACGUCAAGCCUCCAGGAUGGUGCUCCAAUUCCGUUCACUCUUCCCCUUGGCAUUGCCUGGAAUGCUUGCACUCCUCGGCUGGUGGUGGUUUUUCUCUCGUAAAAAAGACGACGACGGCGACAUCAGCAGGCAGCAUGAACAGGUGGAGGCCGGUGCUGUGGAGCUGAGGACCGACUCUGCCAUCAAGGAAUCCCUCCCCGGGGAAGGUGUCUUUUCCACUGUCGUAUCCACACCCGCCAGUGUCACAGAGCCUCCGGAAAAGGAACCAUCCACUGCGAGCAAGCCUCCUGUGGAGCCCCCAGCCUUGCUGCGGACACACCCAGCCCGUCGAAGAUCAGAGUCCUCAAGCAGCCUUCCUAACAGCAUAGACACGAGAUCUCGACCAGGAACACGCAAAGAUGACAGUGUAAAGGUGGAGCUGGCCCCGGCAGGUGACGAGGCCAAAUCUGUUCCUCCAGAGUGCCCCCUUUUAUCCCCAAAGGGUGUACCGUUCCCUCACGAAGCAGCUGAGGUUUGUAAGCAGGAGUCCACAUUUGUCAGGACACCUGGGCGAGGCUGGUCAGGCCAGUUCGUGGGUCCUACAGAGAAGCAUGGCCCUGGGGAGAGGGCACGAGAGACGCGUGGGGCUGAAGGGACUGGCGAUGCAGUGUUGGGGGAGAAUGUGCUAGAAGAAGUUCUGUUGUCCCAGGAGCAUGUCUCAGAAUUGGAGAAUAGCAAGGCUCCCUGCCUGGCCACCGUGGGAGGCGGUGGGGAGAAGGGCAGGAGUGGCUCGCCACAGUUGGUCCAGCCUGUGCAGCAGAGGGAAGAGUGUGUGGUAGAGAAGUUGCUGAGUAGCUUCGAGUCGGCCCACACGGAGCUGGCUAAGGAUGCUGAGAUGCCUGCACCCCAUGUCAGAGGGGGCAAAGCCUGGGACAGAGACCUCGCCGGAGAACUGGGCAAAGAAGAGAGCUUGGAUAGAAAUGAGAAGAUUGAGCAGGCUGCCUUCCAGAUAAUCUCCCAAGUGAUCUUGGAAGCAACUGAAGAAGUGCUGGCUACCACCGUGGGCAAAAUCGCAGGGCGCAUGCAUCAGGCCUCAGCCGAUCAGCUCCAAGGACAAAAGGAAGAGAGUUAUGCCCCAGGCGGCCCGAAAACUGACCUGGGUCGAGACACCAUGGAGCCUGCCCUGGCCACAGCAGAGGCAGCUUCCAGCCCAUCAGACGCGGCCUCACCUUCGCCAGGCCUGCUGGCAGGGGAUCUGCCACCACCAAAGACCUAUGUGAGCUGCCUGAGCAGCCCUCUGUCCAGCCCCACCAAGGACAAUAAGCCAAAGAACUCUGCAUACCCCAUCUCCCUAGCUCCCUGUCCCCCGCCAGACACCCCCCUUGGAGAGUCAUUGGAUGGGGCAAGCAUCCUGGUGGAAGAUGCCACCUGUGUGUCAGACAACUGCCAAGGUGUCCCUUCAGUGGCCUCCUUGGGACACUGCUCAGAUUCCCUCAGCACUUCAGGGCUUGAAGACUCUGGCACAGAGACCAACUCAAGCCCCAGGGACAAGGCUAUCACCCCACCGCUGCCAGAAAGUACUGUGCCCUUCAGCAAUGGGGUGCUGAAAGAGGAGUUGUCAGACUUGGGGGCCGAUGAUGGAUGGACCCUGGAUGCAGAAGGAGACCAUUCGGGAGGCUCCGACAGGAACAGCAUGGAUUCAGUGGACAGCUGUGGCAGCCUCAGGAAGACUGAGAGUUUCCAGAAUGCCCAGGCAGGCUCCAACCCGAAAAAGGUCGACCUCAUCAUCUGGGAGAUUGAAGUGCCAAAGCACUUAGUCGGUCGGCUAAUUGGCAAGCAGGGGCGGUAUGUGAGUUUUCUGAAGCAAACGUCGGGUGCCAAGAUCUAUAUCUCAACCCUGCCUUACACCCAGAGCAUCCAGAUCUGCCACAUAGAAGGCUCCCAGCAGCACGUAGACAAAGCACUGAACUUGAUCGGAAAGAAGUUCAAGGAACUGAACCUCACCAAUAUCUACGCUCCCCCUCUGCCUUCGCUGGCGCUGCCUUCUCUACCAAUGACAUCCUGGCUCAUGCUGCCCGAUGGCAUCACUGUGGAGGUAAUCGUGGUCAACCAGGUCAACGCUGGGCACCUGUUCGUGCAGCAACACACACACCCAACCUUCCAUGCGCUGCGCAGCCUCGACCAGCAGAUGUACCUCUGCUACUCUCAGCCCGGCAUCCCCACCCUGCCCACCCCAGUGGAAAUAACAGUCAUCUGUGCCGCCCCUGGUGUGGAUGGGGCCUGGUGGCGAGCCCAAGUGGUUGCCUCCUACGAGGAGACCAAUGAAGUCGAGAUUCGAUACGUGGACUACGGCGGGUACAAGAGGGUGAAAGUGGACGUGCUCCGACAGAUCAGGUCUGACUUUGUCACCCUGCCAUUCCAGGGAGCAGAAGUCCUCCUGGACAGUGUAAUGCCCCUGUCAGAUGAUGACCACUUUUCCCCGGAAGCAGAUGCCGCCAUGAGCGAGAUGACCGGCAACACAGCACUGCUUGCCCAGGUAACAAGUUACAGUCCAACUGGCCUCCCUCUGAUUCAGCUGUGGAGUGUGGUUGGAGAUGAAGUGGUGUUGAUCAACCGGUCACUGGUGGAGCGUGGCCUUGCUCAGUGGGUGGACAGUUACUACGCAAGCCUUUGACCCCCCUGGUCCCGCAGCCGCAUUUUGAGUCUUUUUUUGCACUGUUGAAAUCAGGCUUGGCAUUCAAGGCAAAGAUCGAACAUCAGAAUAACAUCCUCUCCAGAAAGUCCUUUUUUCCCCCUCAUACGAUAGUCCUGUUGAGAAGAUAUUUCAAAAGGGUAGUGCUAUGGGUUCUUUUCAAAGCCAUAGUAAAUAGCAUUUGACAAACCAGUCGGCUUAACCUGGUUCUACACUGUUUCAAACAAAACAAUUGAAGAACACUAGUCUCAACCAGGUUGUCCCAUCCCCCUCUGUUCAGGCCCUUUCCCUUUCCCUCCGCCCCACCAGAAGCAGGCAGACUGCGGGAGAUGGGCAGGGGCUGAGUGGUGCUGGCUGGAGAGGGUCCCUUUUCCUUCACAAUCUUCUUCAGGGAGCAAGACAUGAAUUAAUUGGUAUCAAUUACUUGUACAGCUUAAGUAAAUGAAUUGCUGACAUUUAACCAGUUUUUAUCAACUUCAUCUAGGUCUCUAGGAACACAGACUUUUUUAAAUGCCGAUGUAAAUAUGAAGUGAUCAUCACACCUCUGACCUCAGUCACUGGGGAGAGGAACAGUUAUCCUGCCAAGCCUGGUUGUAAUUUAUAACCAUUUUCUAUUUGUGCAAACUCUGUAAAUAUGUUUAAAAAAUGUAAUAUUUUGUACAAGAUAACACUGGAGAACAAAGGGAACCGAGAUUUUUCCACACCACAUGUCAUCUGUAAGUAGAAGCUAAUUCUGCAUAGCAUAGCUGCCGACCCUGGCCCCUCUUGCCAGGGGCUCCUGUGGCUUCCUGCAUACUGGACAGGGUAACUAUGGUCUAGACUGUGAUCUGGGGAUUUUUUUGCUGUAAAAAUUUGUUUAAAAAAAAAAAAAAGGAACUCAUUGAAUUACCUUGCAGUUGGUGUGUUUGAUUCUUUUUUAGACUGGCUUCAGCAUUGUGCAAUUAAAAAAUAAGUAACUUAAGUAACUUAAGCUUACAUAAAUAUUCAAUUAUAUAA